Molecule: messenger RNA, 2127 nt
Organism: Odontomachus brunneus
Lineage: Eukaryota; Metazoa; Arthropoda; Insecta; Hymenoptera; Formicidae
Gene: drongo
Product: arf-GAP domain and FG repeat-containing protein 1
Exons: 6
Coding region: 879-1913 (344 amino acids)
Molecular function (GO): GTPase activator activity
Source: RefSeq, a predicted model, not a curated record
UUCUAAAUCGUAGUCCUGGUUACGAUAUAGAGAGAAACUCCGCUAUUAAUAGAGGGAGAAUUUUCGCCAAGUGCGACAAGAUUAUCAACGUCGACGACGGCGACGGCGGCUGUCGCCGCGUCGCGAUCCUUAAAGGGCUUCUAUAUAGGACACGCUGCCUCUCUACAAUAUGAGAGAUCGCUUCGUGGAAGUAUACACGUGUGCAGGCUUCUUCGCAGCGUCAUAUCGCGACGCGCGGAGAGGGAGAAAGAGAGAAAGAGAAAAAGAAAAGAGAUAGGGAAAGGGGGAGAAGGAGAGAACGAGAGAGAUGGAGAGAAGGUAACGCGAUUCUAGUGAGUCAUCGAGCUAACCGUUCGUGCGUCCAACAGUCAGGAAGUUAGCACUAUCAGCCGUCGUCGACGUUUUCUUUGUGCGCAGUUCUGGUUAUCAGUGGUGGUCAAAAUGUGACGCUCCGUCGUGGGUCGCGCGCAAGAAGCGGGAAAGAGAGAGAGAGCUGGCGGAUUUUCGCUCACGUUUUUCCUCGGUUUUCUCUCAUCUACUCGUCCUUUCCUUUUUCUUCCCUUUCUUCAUUCUCGUCUCUUUUCUUCUUUCGCGCAAAUUGCGAUCGCUAACGCGCGAUACGUGUGCGACUAUCGACUCGUUCUUUUAAUCGCAUCAUGCGAGGUGGUCGUAUGCACGCACGCACACGCGCGCGCGCGCGCACACGUGCCGAUUUUUAAAUCUCGUUACCGCAUUAACAGCAUAUAUACGUGUCCUACGUCGUAUUUAGGCGCACGCGAGAGCGUUAUUCGCGUCGCGCGCACUUCGGCCGAUUAACGAGGAAGCCGUAGGGUGAAAGACGAGGAUUGACUCCGCCGCAUCGAGUAAAAUCCAUUUCCAUGGCGACGUUCAGUCAGGAAGAGAUAGACUUUAUAAAGGAGCACGGGAACGAGUACUGUAGGAGAAUAUGGCUUGGCCUAAUGAAUUCGAACUCGCCUCAAAACUUGGACACCAAGGACGAGCAGAAGAUGAAGGACCUAAUGAGCGCGAAAUACGAGCUGAAGAGAUACUACCUGGAUCCGUCGAUCGCGAAUCAAAACACGGUGCAGCCGAAAUCACAGUCCACGAGCAACAUUCCGCGAGUUCCGAACUCGAGCACGUCCACGACACUGGCCGCGCCGGUCAACCAGAAAUCGACGAACAACGCGGCGUCGAUCAGCACAAACAAUUUCUCCACGGACUUCGUCGCCGACUUCAGCAAAGUUCCCGACCCCUUCUGCUCGACGACGUUAUCCAGCCAGUUUCCCAGUCAGCCGAUCGCUCCGCAACCGUUCUUCGCUAACUUCGACAACAAUCCAGUCUUCAAUAAUUCAAAGAGCUCGGAAACGUCGACAAUAUUUAAUCAGGUCGGUGGCAAUUCCACGAUGAACAUGAACGGGGCACACGCGCCACCCUCGGAAGAUCGUUACGCGGCACUCAAAGACUUAGAUUCGCUGAUGAAGCAGACGCAAUUGAAAGAAGAGACUACGGCCAACCUAUCAGCGUCUACAUGGAACGCGAAUAAUUCGAAUGCACCAAACGCCACAUGGAGCAUCGUAAGCAAUCAACCGCACGUCAUCUCGAAUCCGUUUACCGGUGGAGAUUUAUGGCGGCCGCCCGCGAACGUAGUCAACAAUAAUACUCAGCCCGUCGAUAGCUCUCUGUGCAAUCCUGCGAAUCCGUUUAAACCGACUACAUUUCCUGUAAAUAAUGACCCGCAGUGGCUAGGUAUUGGGUCAGCCAGUAAUGGUGAUGUCCUCCAAUUCAGUCAGAUCAUGACGCCGUUAGCGAACAAAGUGUGGCAGCCGACGGUUCCGGCGUACCACGCAAAUCCAUUCAUGGUGGGCACGGGCGUAAGCAACAUGACAAGGAAUUCGAACAACCCCUUCUUAUGAUUAAGUACGCAUAAGCUUUUAACGGAGUUACGAACAAAUAAUGCGAAACUAAAAUACAUUUAGACUAGGCGAAUUGUUACGUGACCUUACUGGCAAUUAGUGCCAUUAACUUUUAUCCCCUGGAGCGCACCAAUCUCAUAUCUAUAUAAAUAAAAUAAUACUUUUAUUUAUGAAUAUAAUAUACACGUUAAUAAAGAUUAAUAUUUGUUACUAA